Molecule: messenger RNA, 867 nt
Organism: Psammomys obesus (fat sand rat)
Lineage: Eukaryota; Metazoa; Chordata; Mammalia; Rodentia; Muridae
Product: UDP-glucuronosyltransferase 2A3-like
Molecular function (GO): UDP-glycosyltransferase activity
Source: RefSeq, a predicted model, not a curated record
AUGGUGCCUGAGAAAUGGGCCGCAGUAGUUUUUCUGCUGUACCUGUGCUGUGCUGGCUGUGGCUUCUGCGGCAAGGUCCUUGUGUGGCCCUCUGACAUGAGCCACUGGCUGAACGUAAAGACUAUUCUUGAGGCGCUGGCAGCAAGAGGGCAUGAAGUGACAGUCCUGAGAUAUCCUGCUAUCCUUAUAGAUCAGAAUCAACAUUCCGCACUGCACUUUGAGAAUAUCCCUGUGCCUUAUGAAAAUGAGAUUCCUGAGCAUUAUCUAAAAGAGAUGGUAAAUCUAGCUGUGAAUGUCAUUCCAAACUUGUCCUUGUGGCAAGCAGCAAGAACACUGCAAGAUUUCUUUCUUCAGCUGACUGAAGUUUUUGAAGAUCUUUGCAGGAGUGUGUUGUACAACCAGACAGUCAUGAGCAAGCUCCGGGAUGCAAAAUAUGAUGUGAUGGUUAUAGACUCCGUCAUUCCCUGUGGAGAGCUCACGGCAGACGUGCUUCAGAUUCCUUUUGUAAACACGCUGAGGUUCAGCAUGGGCUACAGCAUGGAAAAAUACUGUGGCCAGCUUCCAGUUCCACUUUAUGUGCCAGUAAUCAUGGGUGAACUAACAGACAGUAUGACCUUUCCAGAAAGGGUGAAAAAUAUGAUACUUUCACUGUUUUUUGAAUUUUGGAUCCAGCAGUAUGACUUUUCAUUCUGGGAUCAGUUUUACAGUGAAGCACUAGGAAAACCCAUCACAUUAUGUAAGACUGUGGGUAAAGCUGAAAUUUGGCUCAUCCGAACAUAUUGGGAUUUUGAAUUUCCUCAUCCAUAUUUGCCAAAUUUUGAUUUUGUGGGAGGACUGCACUGCAAACCUGCCAAGCCAUUACCUAAG